AUGGCCGCAUUUCGUGAACUGCGCCCCUCUUCCGACCACGUUCACCCCGAAGAGGCCCAACCCUCGUCAGCGGCCAGCAGUGAGGCUGGCGGCACCAAUGACCCGCACUCGGCCAAUCCCACCAGGGUGAGGAAGCGCAGGGCCCCAACCCACGUGUCUCAGAACGCGUGUACCAACUGCAAAAGAGCCAGAGCAAAGUGCGAUGGACAAGAGCCGGAGUCAUGCAGCAGGUGUCGGACGCGUGAGAUGGGUGACCAAUGCCAUUAUGAGGUGCACGUCAAGACGGCCAAGGAGGAGAUGGUCCGUAGGAUCAAGAGCCUCGAGCAGCAGAAUGCGGAACUCCUGGGUUCGGUCAAAGAGAGAGACGACCAGAUCGAGGCCAUUUUCGAGGCAUUGAGAGCUGACGAGCGCGGCUCUGAGGUCAUCGCACGGCUGCGAGCCGGGCAGUCCUACCAGGAGUUCGUUGCCUGGCUUGGUGGUCCUUCUGUAGGCGACGAUGGACGGUCGUCACCGGGUUCCGAAACCAGCAUGCCGGAUGUCGCACAGGAUUACGACGAAGCGACGCGGAUGCAUGUCGGUUCGCGGUCGCCAGAUGGCGACUCCCGCUCGCGAUGGACUUUUUCCAGCCCCCAACUGACGGAUCAUCUCAUCGCAUUGUUCUUCACAUGGGUGCACCCCAUCCACAUGCUGUUCAGCGAAUACCACUUCAUGAAAAGUUUUAGUGACGGCGACCGUAACUAUUGCUCACCGGCUAUGGUCAACAUGAUGUGCGCCAUGGGCUGCCAUUACCACACCGAUCGGUCCGGCGACGCAAGACAGACCAAACUUCUCCAGAAACGGUUCUUUAACACGGGCCUUGCGGAAGUUGCAAAAGAGGAUCCGAAGUCGUUGACAAGUGUGACGACAUAUGCGCUCCUCUUCCUGGUCGAACUGGGUUCCAAUCAAGCGCGAAAUGCGUCAUCUCACUUGCGGCUGGCAGCCGAGAGCCUCGCUGCAUUGAAUAGAGCCGCUUUCGCCGCAAUUGCCACCGAGAUAACAGAGAGGGGCAUCCAUACUCUAUGCGCACUCUGGGUGUCACUCACAUACCAGAAGCCUAUGUCGGCGCUUUCCACGUCCCAUACACUCAGCCCGGCAGAGAUUCUCAGAAGCGAUGGAUAUUGGCAACCGUAUCGCUACUUCCAGGACAAAAGAACACGACAAGUUCCGAGCCAGGCGAUUGCAACAGCCGACGCAAUGACGAGACUCGGGCAAAUAAUACACGAUAUGGUCGGGGUGUACUGCGGACGUGAUGACAGCGUAACGGCUCGUUCUGUGAUCAUCUUGUGCCGCCGGCUCUACGAUUGGAAGCGAAGACUCCCAGUUGCGCUCGAGGUUACCGGCGACGGUGUGCCGCUAUCACACCCGCUGCCGCACGUUCUCUCUCUUCAUAUUCAUUACCACGUCGCCCUCUGUCAACUGUACCGGCCGAUACUCGAGCUUGCCGACCUCCCAGAAACCAUUCGAGCACAACUGUUCGGCAUCACGAUCUCAAGCGCGCUGGAAGGCCUCCAACUUCUAGAGCGGUACAGGAGCUUGUACACCCAUAGGUACCAGAGCCCACUGCUGGCAUUCUGUGUCAUUCACGUCUGCGAGACGUUGCUGCGGGCAGGCAGAGAUCAGAGGCGGGUAGUGCAGUUCGCUUUCGAAGCCACCCAUGAAUCCCUUGCCGGGUUCGCUUACGUUGGUCCUCUCCAAUUCAUACUCUGCCAGACGGCAGACGAAGAGGGCAUCAGUUUGCCGGAUGAUGUUCGACAGCUGAUGGGCGGACGCACGAGCUACGGGCCUGAGGAGAUGCUUGACGCGUGUGAGAGAGUAACGUUUACGCAGCCCUACCAGGUGCUCCGACAUCGCGUGGACCGUAACCUAGGGGUUGAGUUCGAACGAGAGUGGAAGCAGGCCUUUCUGGUCGAGGCCCAUGGCGCAGCAGGGACCAGCCAGUGGGUCGGUGGAGGGACGGGAUCGCGAGAGGCUGGACUAAUGGCGCAGCGGUCCGAAUCAACCAGCAGCUCUGCGUCCGGUGGCAGCAGCGCGCGGUCGAUGCAAAUCAACUCGGUGGUCAAUCCGUAA
Messenger RNA from Lasiodiplodia theobromae, 2106 nucleotides. Its product is annotated as Transcription factor cys6. The coding region runs from base 1 to 2106 and encodes 701 amino acids. The record is from RefSeq and is a predicted model, not a curated record. Gene Ontology annotation, biological process: regulation of DNA-templated transcription; DNA-templated transcription. The transcript is spliced from 4 exons. NCBI's taxonomy places the organism in Eukaryota, Fungi, Ascomycota, Dothideomycetes, Botryosphaeriales, Botryosphaeriaceae. Gene Ontology annotation, molecular function: DNA-binding transcription factor activity, RNA polymerase II-specific; DNA binding; zinc ion binding.